AUCAACAGCACAUAUCCAUGUUUAACGGGACAAUGGAAAUAUCAUGUGUAUGACUUCUUCAGUAAACACAGAUGUUGUGGAUAUGUACGUUUACGAGGAACUAUAAAUAAAACGUUUGUCAUCGGAGAACACGGGACACUCCACUAUGGACGUGAAUUGGAUAAUGUCCAGAGAAACCGAAGACAUGUGUUAAUAGUCAACAAUUUAACCACCAUUCCGUAGUGUUGAUAAGAAUAAACCGCAUUAACCUGAUGCAAUAGGUAAGGAACAUCUCAUUUCCAUCAAAUCUGCGCAUUUUUAAGAUUUUUAGACGGAGGCUGACAGGCGGUCCACCUAUUACUCCUGACUUGUAAGUCAUCGUGUUGGACAACACCUACGCAGCAGAGUUAAGGUGUUCCGAGUAAAGUUAAAACAAACAUCAUACAAUGUACCUCCGUGCACUUCAUACUAUAUGACGUCAUAAUAUAAAAGUACGUCAUGACGUACUGUAUCGCGGGGAAAAUGUCAUAAUAUUUUCUAGCUAUUUACUGCCCUUAUCUAGUGUUCAAGCUGUAUGUGUUUAAAUAUGUUUGUCAGAUGAUUUUUUACCAGUUUUCUUCGAUAAUAUGUCUCAUAUUUUUAUAUAUAGUAUGUGCACGAAAGACUGUAAAAUAAUCUUUACAUCACUUUGUGACCUUGAUAUCGCCCCCGAUGUGUAUAGCCAUUUGGAAUAAAGAAAACCAACGCAUGUACAUAUCGACUCGGUACAGAUGGAAGAUGACAAUAUUUUAUUUCGAUCAAGGCAUAUUCAGAAAGGUAACUAGAUGCAGAUUUAGGAUUUUGAUACGGAAGGUACAAUAUUCUGCCUCGUUUAGAUACGAUUUGGAUGUAAAUAUGGAAAGUGCCCAACAUUUGAGUUGAGAUUAUGGAAAUUACUAUAUUUGAGAGGAUAUUGUACCGAUCCGUAUUACUCUUUAAAUUUACCAUAUCAAUGUCGACAUAUCAAGCCCAAACUGCAAAUGAUUUGAGUGCAUCUUUCACCUGUACCGAGGUGAUAAACAACAAAAAGUCUAGCGGAUAAAAAUAGCUCUACGUGACCUGUAUGACGACCUAAUAGUUAAGCAAAGUAUUUCCCCACGUGAUACGAUGUUUGUUUAUGUAUUGACAAACGAUUUUUACUAAAAAUAUGCGACGCUUAAAAUAAUUUUACGUUUAUAUGAAUAUGCUUUUAUUACGUGUUAUUUUACUCGGGACACCUUAGCCGCACUGUGUAGUGUAAGCACUAGCUGUAGGUUGAAGCUGUAGAUUUAAGCUGUAGGGUUAAGCUGUAGAUUUAAGUAGUAGAUUUAAGCUACUUACUUGAUAUCGCUCCAUUUGACCAUGUACUUGCGGUAAAGCCCACCUUUUUUAUCCCGAGAGCUUCUACGAAAUGACAUUUUCCUGAGAAAGUAUUUUUUUUAUUAUAGACCUAUAGAAGACGAAUUCGAAACCUUGCGGUUAGUAAAUUAAUGAAAUCUCGGAAUUCCAUGAGGACAGCUUGUGUCGGUUUCUGAACAGAUCUGAACUCGCGUGAUUGUAUGCUUGCUAGGCUUUUCAAUGAUCUCGCUUUAUAAAUAUACUCUUAUCAUUUGCGUUGAUUAUUACAACUUAGAGUUUCUCUUUCAACAAGCUUCGCGUCAAAUUAAUAAUUGAUAUAAAAUUUAAAGAUGAGAACAAUUAAAAAAAAUAAUAUGUUGAUAAUUUGAAAGUGUUUGAAUGGUGGAUUGAAUAGCGUAUUGUACAUUAUUGAUACGUAAAUAUGAGACAGGCUCUCUCUCUCUCUCUCUCUCUCUCUCUCUCUCUCUCUCUCUCUCUCUCUCCCCCCCCCCCUCUCUCUCUCUCUCUCUCUCUCUCUCUCUCUCUCUCUCUCUCUCUCUCUUAAAUCAAAUAUCAUCUGUGGUUUUAUUCUGUAUCUGUGAAAUAAGCCAUUGUUUUUUAUGAAUAUCAGUGUUCCAGAGUUGUUUUAGGCCCAAAAGCAUGGAGGAUGAAAGAUCCGUAAAAUUGGAACAAGGAUUAAAACGGAAAAGAACUGAUGAAUUUGUCCACAAUAAAAAAUCAAGAUGGGACACACUUAAAAACAAGAAUGAAAAAACAUCGAAAUCUACGACAGAGGAAUAUUCAGAGAUCAAUGGCCCUUCAGAGAAAAUAGUUCAAAAGUCAUUAAGCCCAAUUAAGUGGAAGCAUAUCAUUGAAGGGAUUAGGGAAGACGACGGAUCAUUAAGGGAGGGAACACUAUCCAUACCAUCGCAUUCUGGCAAACAUGGAUCUUCUUCAAAAUAUUCAAAACAAGAGUCUGUACCAGUUGAAAUCCCAGUAAACCGAGCCGAUACGGGGUUACACGGUGAGAACGAUUCUGUAGAAAGAUAUUUCUUUGCCAACCAGAGGACCACGACAUGCGUAAAGGAUAGAGUAACGGUUGCAAAUAUAUUAGAGACAUCUGAUAUAAAACCCGAGGUACAUAUUGAACAGCUCGUAGAGGCGACAACUAACAACGAUAACAAGGAUCUUGAAAUUUCUGGUACGUCGACACAGCUUGACAAUGAUGAAACAGAGGGGAAACAGGAUGAAUAUAUUUAUAGAAUACUUCGCUUUAGAGAAGGUUAUACGGGGGGUCUUCGUCCGAAAAAUAUAUCAUCUGAAAUAAGUAUAGAGAAACAUGUUGCGGAAGGAAGCAAAGGCACUAAAUCCAAAUAUAUUUCCUGUUGUAAAACGCUUGAAGGCGUAGAAGAACUUGGAGAAAUUACGAACGAAUCCAAACGGGUACGUCGUGUUGUAAAGAUCAAUGUCACAAAAAUUAGAAAGCAUAGCAGCGAUAUUGAAAUCAUAGACCUGACGGACACAAAGAUUCGAAGAAAACAUAUUGAUCCUGACUCAAAAGCGUGGGGAUAUGCAGAAAGGUUUGAGGAAGUAAUUCUAAGUCCCGCUUCGCACAUUCCACCGGAAUAUGUCAAAUAUAUUGGCAAAAUUCGACACAGAACAUUUACGCGAAUUGAUGAUGCAUAAUGUGUAAAAUACUACAUGCAUUAUCAUGAGACAUUUAAAGUACGGCAAAAUUAAUAUUAUUUCUGAUUUUCUAGAAAAUAUCAAUACGAUGUCUGUUAUGAAAUGACCUGUAUAGACCAUGGAUAAAGCAGGUCUUCUGUACUAAUGUUCUAAAAUGCACACAUGAAAUUAGAAUUUUGCUUUAUAGUUUAUACACCUUGCGAUUGAACAAUGUCUACACCGUGUGUGAUAUAACAAUUCCUACACCGUGUGUGAUAAAACAAUGCUUACACCGUGUGAUUAACCAAUGCUUAGACCGUGUGUGAUAGAAGAAUAACUACACCUUCUGUGAUAUAACAAUGGUUACACUUUGCUUUAUAGUUUAUACAACGUGUGAUUGAACAAUGCCUACACCGUGUGAUAGAACAAUCACUACACCGUGUGAUUGAACAAAGCCUACGUCUUGCGUGAUAGAACAAUGCCUACGCAACUAGGUUAAGGGCUUCCAUAGUAAAAUGCACAAUAAUCAUGGGGUGAAAUUGCACUUCAAAUUCACAAGUAUCAUUACACUUCUUACGGUUAAACACUGAAACGAUACUACCGAUAUGUUGACUACGAAUGAGCUACCGUGAAUUCCCUUCAUGGUAAUUUCCUGUUACGUCAGUUGAAUAUCACGUAACACUUUAUUUUGGAAAACAGCAAGCGGUCCUACUUGUGAACAAAAGUUCAGAUUCAUGCGGAUAACCAGCUAAAUGUUUAUUGAAAUACUCAGAAAAGAAUAAAAAUCCUUAACCUGAAAAGUGUUGGGAACAAAUGCAUACUCAAACUAAACAUGCUAUAAUUUAACAACAUAUCAACAGUCAUCAGGGAAUUACCGGAGUUGUCCACAUUCUUAUACAUAUCAUACCGUUAAUAUACAAGACAGAAAGUGUUCCCCGUACUUUUCAAACGCGUGUAUAUGUCUAGAUAAUAUGUCAGAAAAAUCAUAUUGUUUUUUGUAGCAAAUGAACCUGAACUUUCGGACUGUUUCUGUAGUAUGUAAUUAUCUAUGUACAUGAAGGAAAAUUUAAACGCAUUAGUCAUUCAGAUUAGGGGCGAUGUCAAGGUCACAAUAUAAUAUGAAUAUCACUUCCGUGCAUACUAUAUAUUAAAACGGGAGAAUGAUUUGAUAUCAUAAAGGAAUAAUGUAAAUAAUCAUUUGACAAAAUAUGUUUUCACGUAUACAGCUUAUCACCUGAUAACAGUAGUAAAUAACGACAAAAUAUUAUGACACUUUCCCCGCGAUACAACUAUCAGAACAUAUACGCUGUGAACUGAGCUGCAUACACCGUAUGUGAUAAAACAAUGCCUACACCGUGUGUUGUUAAACAAUGCCUACAUCGUGUGUGAUAGAACAAUGCCUACACCGUGUAUGAUAGAACAAUGCCUACACCGUGUGUGAUAGAGCAAUGCCUACCCCGUGUGAUUAAACAAUGCCUGCACCGUGUGUGAUAGAACAAUGCCUUCCCCGUGUGAUUGAACAAUACCUACACCGUGUGUGAUUAAACAAUGCCUACACCAUAUGUGAUUAAACACAAAGAACAAUGCUUGCACCGUUUGAUAGAAUGAUACUUACACCGUUUGAUACAGCAAUGCCUACACCGUGUGUAAUUAAACAAUCCCUACACCGAGUAUGAUAGAACAAUGCUUACAUCGUUUGAUAGAACAAUGCAUACACCGUUUGAGAAAAAAUGCCAACACCGUAUGCAAUUAAACAAUGCAUAUGCCGUGUGUGAUUAAAUAAUGCCUGCAUUAUGUGUGAUUAAACGAUGUCUAACACCGUGUGUGAUUAAACAAUGCCUACACAGUGUGUGAUACAACAAUGCCUACAUUGUGUGUGCUAGAACAAUACCUACACUAUGUGAUUGAACAAUGCCUACACUGUGUGUGAUAGAACAAUGCCUACACUAUGUGAUUGAACAAUGUCUACACUGUGUGUGAUAGAACAAUGCCUACACCGUAUGUGAUAGAACAAUAUUUACACUGUGUGUGAUAGAACAAUACCUACACCGUAUGUGAUAGAACAAUGCCUACACUGUGUGUGAUAGAACAGUGCCUACACUAUGUGAUUGAACAAUGUCUACACCACAUGAUUAAACAAUACCUGUAAAGCAUUAAUCAUAUCGUAAAGUUUCACUAAUGUAUCUGCUUUGCAAUUAAAAUUGGUAUAAUGUUAAA
Ostrea edulis (European flat oyster) is the source of this 5217-nucleotide messenger RNA. RefSeq lists its product as uncharacterized. The record is from RefSeq and is a predicted model, not a curated record. The coding region runs from base 1996 to 3021 and encodes 341 amino acids. NCBI's taxonomy places the organism in Eukaryota, Metazoa, Mollusca, Bivalvia, Ostreida, Ostreidae. The transcript is spliced from 3 exons.